This is a messenger RNA of Pollicipes pollicipes, 1512 nucleotides long. RefSeq names its product bromodomain-containing protein 8. Gene Ontology annotation, molecular function: protein binding. The record is from RefSeq and is a predicted model, not a curated record. The transcript has 4 exons. NCBI's taxonomy places the organism in Eukaryota, Metazoa, Arthropoda, Thecostraca, Pollicipedomorpha, Pollicipedidae. Gene Ontology annotation, cellular component: NuA4 histone acetyltransferase complex. Bases 130 to 1512 code for a protein of 460 amino acids.
CGCGCGGAUGCGCGUGUUGGCGGUGGAGUCGUUAAGUAUCUUGGAAAGCCGUGGCAAAAACUCGUUACAAAAAUCAAGUCGACCAAUCAACCUUCAAUAGCUGUCGAAGCCAAUCACCACCGCACCGCCAUGGCUGCCGGCACGCCGUCCCGCCUGGCCCUGAAGCAGACCCCGCUCGACACGUGGUCGACGCGCGAGCACCUGGCGCUGGCGUCUGCCGUGCUGCGCAGCGGCGACCAGAACUGGGUGUCGGUGAGCCGCGCCAUGCGUGGCUUCGCCGACGCCGGCCGUCCAUCCGACUGGCUCUCGCAGAAGAACUGCGCGCAGCAGUACGCGCGCCUCCUCGAGCUGGUGGACGCGCCCAAGCGGAAGCGCGAGCGCGGCGAGCCGAACGAGACGCCGGGGGAGCACAUCGUGCGGCGGCUGCGCCAGGACCGGACCGAAGAACUGCGCCGCCUGGUUGCCGAGAAACGGGCCGCCUACCUGGCGCUCAAGCAGCAGAUCAGCCAGCUGCGCUCUGGCCAGCUGGACUCACAGCUGGACGACAUCCAGCGCCAGAUCCAGGCCGAGAAGGAGGCGGCUGCACUGGAGGAGGAGCGCCGCCGCCAGCGGUUGGCCGAGCGCGAGGCGCAGAAGGUGGCCGUGCAGCAAGCGCUGCGAGCGCAGGUGACCAAGGCGCCCCCGCCGAAGCGGCGCAAGCUGACGCCAGAGCGGCGCGAUAGCAGCCUCUCCGAGGCCGGCUCGGCGUCCGAGCCCGAGUUCGCAGAAGACAGCGCCGCCUCGGACGCGGUGGCGGCCGAGGCCAGCGGCGACGAGGCGAGCAGGGAGGGCGCCGACUCACGACCGGCGCCCUCUUCCCCGCUGCUCACCUCGCUGCUCCGCUCGCCCUCGGGUGGCGCGCGACCGCCAGCUGUGGCCGCUGAGAUGGAGGUGGAGUCCGAGCCGGCGCCGCCUGAGUCGGCUGAGCAGGCGCAGGCCGAGUCCGUGCCCAACAGCCCAGCGUCGGCUGUGCUCAGCGGCGACGACGCCGAAGAGCGACGCGACUAUCGGAUCUGGAAGAAGUCGAUCCUAAUCCUGUGGCGCGAGUUCACGGCGCAUCGGCACGCCUCGAUGUUCGCGCGGCCCAUCACCAACGACCAGGCGACCAACUACCGCGAGAUCGUGAAACACCCCAUGGACCUGGCGCAGAUGAAGCGCAACGUGGAGGCCGGCACGGUGAACACGACGCUGCAGUUCCAGCGCGAUCUGAUGCUGAUGUUCUGCAACGCCAUGAUGUUCAACUCCAGCGACCACGAGGUGCACCGGUUCGCGCGCGAGAUGCAGGCCGAGUGCGUGGAGAAGAUCCAGAUGCUGCUGCUGGCCGACAAGCAGACGAGCCAGCGACGGGAGACGCGCGAGUCGUCUCGCGACGACCUGAAGCGCAAGCGGCUCCGGCGACGAGCGACCCACGCCCACCAGGAAGCGACGCUAGCGCUGGCGCACGCCCGGCUCCGUAUCGCCCCCCUCUCGUGA